Molecule: messenger RNA, 1584 nt
Organism: Dreissena polymorpha
Lineage: Eukaryota; Metazoa; Mollusca; Bivalvia; Myida; Dreissenidae
Exons: 6
Coding region: 265-1023 (252 amino acids)
Source: RefSeq, a predicted model, not a curated record
CGAUCAGAAGAGUGGAAUUUCUGCUGUUGAAUGGCUUUGCCUGUCAUGAUACAGUUAUAAUCGUCACAGUAUGGUAUUGGCUACAGAUGCAUGUUUGGAUAUACCAUUUCAAGAACAGGAGAUUUAAAGAAAUGGCAACCAAUGAGAUCGUCCAUUAUUCAUAUGUGAUAAAAACAAAAAAUAAUAAUUUCGAAUAAAGAUUUACGACAAAAAUAAAAUCCGUAGGGGAUGCUCAUAUAGACCAAGCACUACUUAAACGUAACAAUGCGACCUGCAGUGUACGCCAGCGUUAUGCGUAACCGGAAGCCGGGUGCGCGACGGAGACCAAAGUCUGCGCCGCACGUGUUCUCUUGGCAACGGUUCUUCCUGAUAGUGUUCCUAGGCACCGUGUCAUUUAUACCGGGCCUCAUAGUGACAAUCAUUGGUAUCCAUGUACCGGGCGUGCCAGGGGAUGAAGUAUUCUUCAAGUACAUCGGCCCAGCGAGUCUCGCUGUGGGGGUGGGUCUCAUUGCUGCGGCCGGGCUCUACUAUUGCUGCUGGGGUGUACAGAGCCCCGUGAGCGCUAAGAAUUCAGCUAAACACAAGAAAUCAGUUGACAGGUCCGACAACUACGACCCUUUGCAGAAUCCUUCUGUUGCUGCAAUUUCCGACAACGGAAACUGUCAAUCGCCUCGUGCAAGUGUAAAAAGCAAUCGUAACAGCAGGCCGACAACCCCAGAUCAGAAAUCAGGUCGCCCUAGUAACGGAGGCCAACGUUACCGCACCACGUCCAGAACAUCGCUAGACUUACAGCGUAGUCAAGGUCAUCAAAACUCGCGUCACAGACACAGUUCAUAUUCCCACAACAGUCGUUCCUAUGUACCGACCCCUGCCGCACUCUCUGCAGCAGUAGCAUCUGAAACACCGGCAGACAUUAUCGUGGCCUUUCUUCCGGAAUGCGCACCACUGGCACAGAGUGAAACAGCAUCUGUUGACGUUACAAUUGACAUAGAACCAGACAUUCAUGGUGACAAGAAUGUGUAAAUCAAAGAAACCUACAGCUUUUCAAUGCUCAAGGUGUCCACUCUACUGCGAAGUCUAUUAUAUGAACUUGCAGAUCCUGUAAGUUAAUAAAUAAUUACUAAUUCACCGACUAAACAGGUUUAAACGCAGUUGAUUUUCAUAAGAACCAUUAUAUAUUCAUGUGAAUUUUUUCUUUAAAUUUUGUCAAGCCUGGAAAAAUCGGUAAAUUUUGCAGAUGUUAUUUUUCAAAUCGAAACAUGAAACAAUGAACUAAAUUACAAAGUUCCGGACGCAAAGAUUGGGAUGUUUCUGUUCGUUGCUUCAAAUUGUGAGAGAACAUGAUUUAGAUGCGUUUCGAACAAUAUCACAUGAAAACUGAACUAAUCGAUUCGUCCUGUUAUGCCCAGUGACACACAUUUGUAUGACCGGUGUAUUGGUAUUUGAUAUAACUAUCUUAUUUAUGACUUCUGAGUGCAAUUAUUGCGACAGGGAAUCUUCCAAAAUGACUCGUUCUGUUAAUCUGCGAGACCGUGUUCGUUUAAUGAACCGAUUCGCAAAAUAAAGUUGUAUCUGUCCGCUGGU